This is a messenger RNA of Plectropomus leopardus (leopard coralgrouper), 3611 nucleotides long. RefSeq names its product centrosomal protein 72 (gene cep72). The record is from RefSeq and is a predicted model, not a curated record. Gene Ontology annotation, molecular function: protein binding. NCBI's taxonomy places the organism in Eukaryota, Metazoa, Chordata, Actinopteri, Perciformes, Serranidae.
GAAGGCAGCAAAAGUUCGAAAAGUAUGGCGGCUGAGUGUUUGACGACCAUAACAGAGCAAUGGAUACGGGAGAGAUUACAGUUGAAACACCCCUGUCUCGGUGAUGUACGCUCACUGAGCCUCCCGGGGACAUACGAGGAGAAAAUCAGACAUCUGGGAAGCUCACUUAAUAACUUUGUCCGUCUGAAGUCUCUGGACCUCUCCUGCAAUGCGCUCAUCUCUGUUCAAGGAGUUCAACAUUUGCAAAUGUUGGAAAGGCUGAUCCUGUACUAUAAUUGCAUACCUUCCCUGGAAGAGGUGAAAGAGCUGUUCGAGCUGCCAGUUUUGAGAGAACUGGACCUCAGGCUCAACCCUCUGACUAAAAGUUACCCACACUACCGCCCUUAUCUGGUGCAUGCCAUGUCCAACCUACGCAAACUAGAUGGCUGCUCAGUUAGAGACACGGAGCGCAAAGCUGCCAUAAUGCAGUUCUCUUCUGACCUUCUGCCUCAGCAGAAGAGCUCAUCUUUGAAUCAGGCUGCUGACAAAAGAAGCAGUGCUCAGAGACUGAAUUCAGUGGACCGCUUAACCAGGAGGCUCUCUCUCCUGACUGACACUGAUGACAUUGUGUUGAAUUUUGUUGCGACACAUCAUGGAGGCCAAAAUGAGUCAAAGCCAGUUCACAAGGAGGCAGAGGAACCCAAAAAGGACGAAUUAGAAGAUUUAACAGAACAGAGAAGUUCGACUCCAAAACAGGAAACAGCCAAAUCUAUCCUCAGGUUUCCCCCUACAAAAUAUGAUAACACAGAGUCCAAAGUGCCACACACAAGAGAGCCAUCUCAUAAAAGAAGCUUGACCUCAUUAAAGGUGACUGAAAGACCAAAGGUGUCCUUUGGCCCCUAUGUAGAGAAACACAGACCUGUUCCUGGAAAACAAAAGCAAAAAGACCUCCACAAACAAACAAGACAUGCAGCCAAGGGACAUUACACCCCUAACCCUGAUCAAAGUCAUCGCCAUAGUUCUUCUUUAGCUAAUAUCCGGCCUCCCAGUCCAUGUCGUCCUGGUUUGAAUCUGUCUGACCCCUCCAACCCCAUUUUACAUCCUCCCAGACUGACCUACUCUAGCUUCAUCAAGACAGAAGGGGGCUCCAGCCUGCCGCAACAAGGAGAAAAGAAAGAAAGGGGUAGUUACAGGAAACCCCUGGAGAUGCUCCUCAACCUCGUGGACAAACACUGGAGGGGAGAGAGAUCUCUGCAUCAUAACAACAACUUCCUGUCUCAGGCGGUCCAGAUCCUGUCUAUGAUGGAAAACGAUAUUUACAGUCGGGAGGCUGAGGUCAGGACCCUAAGACGGGAAGCUGAUGCACUGAACUUUCAAAUGGCUGCACAAGAAGAAGAGCACAAAACUGAAGUCCGUAGCCUCUCCGCUCAGCUGGAGGAAGCUCGCAGUGCAGUUGGCAAACUGAACGAGCAGCUGAGGAUUGUCUUGGAGGAAAAUGUUGCUCUGCAGAGACAGCUCAUCAAGUUAGAACGACAGUAUCUUAAGUCUAUGAUGAAAAGUUCACCCAUUACUCAGAUUAAAGAGGCUCAGACAGAAGUGGAGGAGCUGAGGAAAGAGAUUGAGGGGUUGAGGAAGAAAGUGCAGGAGGCUGAGAGUGUCAAGGAUUUGUCAAAUAUGCUGCAAGAAAGCCACAGGUCCCUGGUGGCUACCAACGAGUGUUUACUAGCUGAUCUGAAGGGAAGUGGGGAACUUUAAAAAGGAAUUUGAAUGAAAAGAUGCACACUGGGAUGAAAACAUCCACGCAAGCCUGUGCCAUGCGUCAUACUAGCAUUGCAGUCGCUGCACAAGGCCCAGCAGUUACAGACAGUUUUUAAUCAUUUUUUACUUUACAUCACUGCACUGUACAUUUAGUUUUUGUGUAUAUUAAGUUGCUAGCGGUUUUAAAAAAUGUGUUUAUUAUUUUAAAAAAAUCUGUAUAGGCUGCGUUUGCUUGAUGUAAACAGUAAUGGGGAAAGGCAAUUUAGUCAAGGACGUUUGUGUAUAUGUGUGUGACAGGACUGUUAUGUUAAAUGAUUUUAGGUGGAAAAAAAAUUAGUGAGAAGGUCAUAAUGUAUUUCCUGGAUCAGUAGCAAGAUUGUGUCUCUGUUGGAAGCUUUCCCCCAGUUUUUUUUAGGUCACUUGUGUCUCCAUCUGUUUUGUACGCUGCAGUGGAAUGAAUGCAUCUAGAUUCCAGCUGCACUGUGACUUUAUUUAUACCUCUGCCUUCAGGCUGGAGAGCUACACACACACGCACUUGCCUCUCACAACAACUAAUGCAAGACCUGGCAAAGGUUAGGAGGUGGAUGCUACUACAUAAACUGAAUGUAGCCUUUAGUUUUUCAAUGUGAAUGCUACGGGUCAGUGGUCAGUACUGCAGAUGGGGAAUUUCAGUAAUCCCAAAAAAGCCAUAAGAACAUAAAAUUUUUGACUGACACCCUGUAACCUACUCAGCAGAGGUUCUGGGGUGUAUGUUUUUUUAUUUUCAGUAAUGCACUACAAAUCAUGAACACACAUUAAGAGAUCUAAAGAACAAGAACAAAAACACACUGCAUGCACCGGGCACAAUAGUACAUUAAAAGUUAUUUGAAAAUGCAUUGUAAUAAAAUAAGACAAUAUAGUUCCUCCACAUUAAAAGGUGCACAGUAUUUGGCAUUAAGCACAGAAAACAGAAACUACUGCAGCAGACAGGAACUAACACACUGAUAGCUGCAAGUUUUGCAUUUGAUGCACGAUUCUUCAUCAGCUGAGGCUACAGGUAAUGUGUGACAUAAACACUGUCACUAUGUUGGAAAAAUAUUCUACAAAAGUAUAUUACGUGCUUGCAAUUUUCCCUUUUAUCUCAUACAGUAUGUAAGGAUACAUCAGUAAAACCCUGUUUUUGUCUUCAGUUGAACUUGUGCCUUGGAUGAAAGUACCACAAAGAAAAGGUACUUUGAAUUUUUACCAACAGACAAAUAUAAUAGCAUUGGAGUAUAGCUGACUUUUUAUGUACAAGUUGAUACAUAUUGAUUUCAAGCAAUACGAGAUUUUAUCAGAUCCCACAAUUUUAUCACUUACUGUUUUUUUUUAGCAAGAAAAUACUAAAGUCUGUCCAGUAGUCUGUCCUCACAGCAGUUCAGAUAAGAUAUGACAAACUCUUACUGUCAUCUAAAUGCUUCUGAAUCAAAUGCAAUAUACAUAAACAUGCACAAAGUACAGCAAUACAGGAAAAACAACAUAUGAAGCCAGUGUCUUAAAUUAAGCCAUGUGGCUAUAACUUUUUAGAAUAUACACAAUCUUACCACAAAUAUAUUAGAACUACUGUAUAGAAAUCUGAUGAGGAAAUAUAAGUAAAAUGUUAAAAAUACAAUCUUGUACAUUUGAGGGGUUAGAGCCUCCCUUUUCAUCUGAAUUUCACCAAUUUAAAAGUCAAGAUGCAUGUUAGCAAAAUGGUUUGUGGUCUGAAUAAUGACAGAUUAGGAGACAAUGGAUUACUCCUGUUGUAUUUUUUUGUUGUUGGGAGUGUUUUAAGCAGGCAUAUUUUAAAGGUUUGCAUGGUAGGCGUUUAUGCUUUACAUCGUCACAAAAAAAGAAGAUAUGAUAGAAGACAAAAA